This is a messenger RNA of Ambispora leptoticha, 504 nucleotides long. The record is from the annotation of a GenBank genome assembly. NCBI's taxonomy places the organism in Eukaryota, Fungi, Glomeromycota, Glomeromycetes, Archaeosporales, Ambisporaceae.
AUGUCCGAGUUGGAGCCUAUUUUGUAUUUUAUUUGUUCGGAUGAUGGUGACGGUUUAAUUUUAGAACUCAAUGAUAAUUAUUUUUUAAUUAUUGAUGGUGGGUCUGUACAAACUCCGUAUUAUCAAAAUUUGAGAGUAGCGAUUCUCAAGCGUCGUAUAACGGCAUUCAAAGGGAUUAUUAUAACAAGCGUACAUAAAAAUCAUCUUGAUGGUGUCACGAAACUUUUUAACGAAUUCUUUCCACUGAAGAGUGAUAGCGGCAAAAAAUUCCAAAAUCUUGAUUAUGUCAUCCUUACCGAGGAAUUUAGAGAUAUGCCAAUUGUUGAAAUUAUUAAACGAUACGAAUUUGAGGAAAUUCAUAGAUUAGACGAUAUCCAAAUUGUCAACAAUACUUAUAUAAAAUGUUUUUUCCAAGAAAAAGGAAGUCCUUUAAUUUUUCAGCGUAUAAAAAAAGAUGAAAAAAAAGAAAACUUGAAUAUUGUCAGUUAUAUGCAAAAUAUUCCU